This is a messenger RNA of Ahaetulla prasina, 1781 nucleotides long. RefSeq names its product ubiquitin conjugating enzyme E2 R2 (gene UBE2R2). Bases 512 to 1240 code for a protein of 242 amino acids. NCBI's taxonomy places the organism in Eukaryota, Metazoa, Chordata, Lepidosauria, Squamata, Colubridae. Gene Ontology annotation, molecular function: ubiquitin conjugating enzyme activity. The transcript is spliced from 5 exons. Gene Ontology annotation, biological process: protein polyubiquitination; ubiquitin-dependent protein catabolic process. The record is from RefSeq and is a predicted model, not a curated record.
GGCGUGGCGAGCCCCGCCCUGCGCGUGCGCGUAGAGGCAGGCAGGCGGCCGGCCGGCCUUGCGCCUCCCUGCCGAGGCAGGAAGGCGGAAGCGGCGGAAGCGGAAGCGGCGGGCAGGAAGGAAGGAAGGAAAGAGGGCGGGGCCUGCCGGGCGGAGCGGGCGCGUUCCCGUCAGCGGGAACGACCGAGCGACCGAGCGGCGCCGUCACAAAAGGAAGCGUCGUCGUCGUCGUCGUCGAGGGGGCCCCGCGGCUGCCUCGCUCGGUGGUGGAGGCCGCGCUCGUCCGCCUUUGCCCCCCCCUUCCCCUCCCCCCCCCCGCCGCCUCGGGCGCGGCGCCGGCGGGCUCCCUCAGGGCCGCCCCUCCCCCCCCCGCACGGAGCAGGAGGAUCGCGGCGGCGGCGGGCGGGCCGGGCGGCCUGGCCCGGCCUGGCCCGCCGCGGCCAGGCCCUGCCCGGCCUGAGCGGCUCCCGUCUCGCCUUCCUCCUCCUCGUCGUCCGCUUCGUCGUCCGCCAUGGCGCAGCAGCAGGUGAGCAGCUCCCAGAAGGCGCUGAUGCUGGAGCUGAAGGGGCUGCAGGAGGAGCCCGUGGAAGGUUUCCGCAUCACCCUGGUCGACGAGUCCGACCUCUACAACUGGGAGGUGGCCAUCUUCGGCCCGCCCAACACGCUCUACGAGGGCGGCUACUUCAAGGCUCAUAUUAAAUUUCCUAUAGAUUACCCGUAUUCACCGCCUACCUUCAGAUUUCUGACCAAAAUGUGGCACCCGAACAUUUACGAGAAUGGGGAUGUAUGUAUUUCAAUUCUUCACCCACCUGUAGAUGAUCCUCAAAGUGGAGAACUGCCAUCGGAAAGGUGGAAUCCCACCCAGAAUGUCAGGACUAUCCUACUGAGCGUAAUCUCCUUGCUUAAUGAGCCCAACACCUUCUCUCCGGCAAACGUGGACGCCUCCGUUAUGUUCAGGAAAUGGAGGGACAGCAAAGGGAAAGACAAAGAAUAUGCGGAGAUCAUCCGGAAACAAGUGCAGGCCACCAAGGCGGAGGCGGAGAAGGACGGUGUGAAGGUGCCCACCACGCUGGCCGAGUACUGCAUCAAAACUAAAGUGCCUUCCAACGACAACAGCUCCGACUUGCUUUACGACGACCUGUACGACGACGACAUCGACGACGAAGACGAGGAGGAGGAGGAGGAAGAGGAAGACGCCGAUUGUUACGACGACGAUGAUUCCGGCAACGAGGAGUCGUGACCUGUCCCCUUCUGGCCCUCCUCCCCUCCCUCUUCCACCCGCCCGCCCAGCCUCCCAAUCGUACAGCCUCGCCAGUUUUGCCAGAGGGGACGCAGCGGUAAAAUCCAGUGACCGUUCAGGAAGAAAAGAAGAAGGAAAAACAAAACAAAAAAGAGAGAGAGAUACCUUCAAAGGGGCGGGCGGGUGGGGCAAAAAGACCCCAACCAAAAACGUGCGUUUCCUGCUUUUCUCCUCUCGUACGGAUUCUUGGUUUCGUCCGUCCCCCUUCCAUCAGUUCCCGGUCCUUUUGGCCUCGUAGCGAGAAAGACCUGCGCGGAUGAUCUCGGAUCGCACUUCCUUUCCCGCCCCAUCACUGUGUUUUUGAUUUCCCACCCUCCUUCCCUCCCCUCCCCUCCUUUUUUUUUUUUUAAACAAAGACAAUACCUCCUCCCUGCCCUCCCCCCUCCCUGCCUGCCCCUCUUCCCUUCCAGAGAGUUCACAGUACAGCAAAACAGUCUCGCUCUGUGUUUAGGUUCUCGAAUUAAACCCAGUCUUUCAUCAA